GUUUGUGUUGAGGAGUCAGACGAUGUGAGUUGUGCGCUGUACAGUUCACUGCGUUACAUUGGGAAACAUCAGAAAAUUCCAUCUGAGAGGGGUGGGAACCUUGAAAAGAAAGACCAGGUUCCCCCUGAGCCGACUGACGACAUCCAGCUGGAGUCCACUCCGUCACCACAUCGUCACGGUCACACUGCCAGGAUCCCCCGUCUCACCUGGACACCGUGACCAUCAUGGUCCGCUUGGUAUUGAUGUUUGCUGUGGUUGUCAUCGAAUACGUUUAUGGAAUACUUCGACUACCUCCUCUGCCCAUGGAAGAAGGCUGCUAUUUGGUGUCUCCAGAGGUGAAUAUAUUAAGAUUGGAGGGCGAGGCCGUAAUACUCUCUUUCUCAAUGUUCGAGAGAGUGCUUAAAAAACGCAAAAUCGCCCCCCCAACAGCAACGUUCCUCAUCACCAAGGACAAUGGGACGGAGGGUGUGGCCUUUCAGGGUGAAGGGCGUGUACAGCAGCGUAAUAAACAGCUGUGGAUCCUCCCAGCUCAGGCCUCCGACUCAGGGAAAUAUAUCUGCACGUACAGAAAUGAAACCUACUGUGUAACUGGGAGCAUCACCCUACAAGUAUACAAGUCCACUUCUGUUGACAUGGAGAAGAUGAUCCACCCGUACCAAGCCAUGGUGGGAGAGAGUCUGAGCGUCUCAUGUCCGUCUCUGAGUGACUUCAACAACACAGACAGACUGGUAGAGUGGCACAAGGACUCCCCCCCUCAGCUGGGCAGAGCGGGUUCCUUCCUCCAGAGCAGAGGUAGACUCAUCAUUCCUGCUGUGACGCGAUCCCACGCGGGCGUCUACACCUGCAAGCUCAGAGCGCUCAUCAGCGGCCAGCAGUACAAAGUCAGCCGCACCAUCAAGCUCGAUGUGGAAGGUCUAGAUCCUGUAACCUCAACUACCACCACCACCAUCACCACCAUCACCACCCCCACCAUCACCACCCCCACCAGUGUACCUGACCUCUCCAUGAUGGCUAACCCAGGGCUAAUCAGCAGCAGCAGCGGCACCAUUCACACUCCAGUGAUCCGACCACCUGUGAUCGUCUCGCCACUGAAUGGAACCAUUUUUGAAAGUGUGCAUGGUUCGGGAGUGGAGCUGGUUUGCAAGGUGUUCACUGAAUGUCAAAUGACAGAAUCCACUCUGGUCACAUGGCUGGUCAACGACCAAUCGGUGGAGUCCUCAUACAUGGACAGACGGGCUCUGCAAGGGGGAAAGAGGGUGACCCGGGUGUCUGAAGGCUGCCAGAUUGAGUUGAGGCUAGUUAUUGUAGCGAUAACAGAACAAGACGUGAAGACAGAGCUCAAAUGUGUCACUCAGAACCAAGGAGGUAGACAGGAAGUGGUCACGCAGCUUCAACUAGAGGACUCCACAUUUACGUGGCUGGUGGUAGCUGUGGUGGCCGUGUCCUGCUUCCUGGCUGUGGUUUCUGCAUUCCUCUAUGUCCUCUUCAAACCUAAAAAGAAAAGGGAUUACUUUCUGGCACGGCAAAACAGCACCUUCUAACACACACACUCCAUUUGCGGUUACAUCCAAUUAGUCUGUCAUACAUUGUGUGCAUGUGAUGACGUGCAGUGGCACCACAAGUACCUGUUAUUCAACUCUCCUUUUACAGGGAUUCAGUGUUUUAGAACCAGUAGCUGCAUUGUUACUUUUGAAUGAUAUUGGAUGUGUUUAUGUGG
This is a messenger RNA of Etheostoma spectabile (orangethroat darter), 1717 nucleotides long. RefSeq names its product interleukin-1 receptor type 2. NCBI's taxonomy places the organism in Eukaryota, Metazoa, Chordata, Actinopteri, Perciformes, Percidae. The transcript has 10 exons. The coding region runs from base 225 to 1541 and encodes 438 amino acids. The record is from RefSeq and is a predicted model, not a curated record. Gene Ontology annotation, molecular function: interleukin-1 receptor activity.